Messenger RNA from Zingiber officinale, 1713 nucleotides. Its product is annotated as probable serine/threonine-protein kinase PBL25. Gene Ontology annotation, biological process: protein phosphorylation. The coding region runs from base 285 to 1577 and encodes 430 amino acids. Gene Ontology annotation, molecular function: ATP binding; protein kinase activity. NCBI's taxonomy places the organism in Eukaryota, Viridiplantae, Streptophyta, Magnoliopsida, Zingiberales, Zingiberaceae. The transcript is spliced from 6 exons. The record is from RefSeq and is a predicted model, not a curated record.
AGAUCCGUCACCUUCUCCGCCGCGCUCUUCGCCGCCGCCAGAUCGUCCGUGAGAUCAGAUGCACCUCUCUCCUCCUCGAUUAGCCGCCCGCCGUUUCCGGAGCUCAAAUCCACUCCCCGACCAGGAAAUGAGGCCCCGCCUUUGGCUCCUCCAUCCACAGCCACCAAACCGCUCCUCUUUUGUUCGUCCCUCGCGAGAAACGGCGUCUUUUAGAUAGACACUGAUUCAUUGGAUCCCGACGAUGGUUUGAAUCCGAAAAGUUUACACUGAUCGCCACAGUAGAGAUGGGGUGCUUCUCUUGUUUCUCAUCGCCGGAGAGAAGGGGAUCAGGAAAAUUUAAUGAACCAAGAAUGGUACGGCCGCCUGAUGCAGAACCACCAUCGCCGCCUCCUGACAGAGGCAGCGAGUCCCACAAAACUCCAGAAGUUCCAACGCAGAGUGCUGCACCAGCUGCCACACCUGAAAUAACAACACAUGAAGAAGUCACCAAUGGAAACACUGCUUCAACACCUAAAGCAGCUGCCAAUGGAGAAAUUGCUGCCCAAACAUACACAUUUCGUGAGCUAGCAUCAGCAACUAAGAAUUUUCGCCCCGAUAACCUACUCGGCGAAGGCGGGUUUGGAAGAGUUUACAAGGGUACCCUUGGGGAUGGCGGUCAGCUUGUGGCUGUCAAGCAACUGGACAGAAGUGGAGUUCAAGGCCACGAAGAGUUUUUUGUUGAGGUUUUGAUGCUCAGCCUCCUCCACCAUCAAAACCUGGUCAGCCUAAUUGGAUAUUGUGCAGAUGGAACUCAGAGGCUCUUGGUCUAUGAGUUCAUGCCUCUCGGCUCGGUGGAAGAUCAUCUGUUUGAGAUUGGUCCUGAUGAGGAGCCAUUGACCUGGUAUAGUAGAAUAAAGAUCGCUGUUGGUGCUGCCAAAGGUUUGGAAUACUUACAUGAGAAAGCCAACCCUCCGAUCAUCUUCCGUGAUUUAAAGUCUUCCAACAUUUUACUCGACGAAAAUUGCAACGCAAAGCUAUCUGACUUUGGACUCGCGAAGCUUGGCCCUGUCGGAGAUCAAUUACAUGGUCCCUCGAGGAUAAUGGGCACAUACGGGUAUUGUGCACCGGAGUAUGCUAGCACCGGCGAACUCACUUUGAAGUCGGAUGUUUACAGUUUCGGAGUAGUAUUGCUGGAACUAGUUACCGGGAGAAGAGCCCUCGACACCACUAAGCCAAUGAACGAACAGAAUUUGGUAGCUUGGGCGCAACCAAUGUUUAAGGAUCAAAGGAACUACUGCAAGCUCGCUGACCCACUGCUCGGAGAGGACUACCCUGAGAGAGACCUGAACCAAGCCAUUGCAGUGGCUGCAAUGUGCGUGCAAGAGGAGGCUGCUGCUCGCCCAUUCAUGUGCGAUGUUGUCGUGGCCUUGGGCCAUCUUUCGGCUGCAACAGCAGCUGUCGAUGCGCCCUGCCAGCCUAAUCAGUCAAAUCCUAUGCGACCAGAUGAAAGGGAGCUUUAUCACAAAAGAGAUUUAAGCCGUGAACGAGCAGUUGCAGAGGCCAUGGAAUGGGGAUCUGCAUUUAAGGCUGAAGUUUAAGCGCGGUUCCACGACAUUGCUUCUCUAAAUGAUGGUACCUCGAAUGCAAAUGCUUCCUCAGAAAUCCAUCUUUUUCUUCUUCGUUGCUUCUUUUGGUGGACUCACUAUCUAACAGCUUCAUGUCACUAGGUAAAAU